GGGAGUGUUUAUGUUUGCAUAUUAAAAAUUUCCCAGGCCUGAAAUUUCCUAAAAAUAAGGUUAUUUUUGGGCUGAAAAUAAAAUUAACAAAAUAAAAAUCCUAUCCGCAAGAAGAAGUUAUAAACCAGUCUUACACAUUUCCUUACUCUGCCACUGUAAUGGAGUAACUCAAAACGAAGCUCACUACAUCACAUAGACAAACGAAAAUGGCAAGUCUCUCAGGCUUAUCUUCCUCAUCAUCAACAUUUCUAUUCCCUCCAAGAACAACUCUGAGGCACCUCUGUUCCUCACAGAGUGGUUCAAAUCUUCUCCUUAAGAAACCUCUUUCGGUCAAACCUCUCCAAUCUACGGAAUUGGACCAAUCUCUUUGGCCAGAAGUCCACACCUUCUGGAAGUGGCUCCGGGACGAAGGCGUAAUCUCAACUAAGACUCCGGCAAGACCUGGCGUCGUCCCAGAAGGACUCGGGUUGAUUGCCCAGAGAGACAUUGCUCGGAACGAGGUCGUUUUGGAGAUUCCAAAGAGGUUGUGGAUAAACCCAGAUACUGUUUCAGCUUCUGAGAUUGGGAACGUGUGUAGUGGGUUGAAGCCUUGGAUUGCUGUUGCUCUGUUUUUGCUCAGAGAGAAGUUCAGGGACGACUCGCUUUGGAGACUUUACUUCGACAUUCUUCCAAAACAAACCAAUUCGACUAUGUUUUGGUCAGAAGAGGAGCUUUCUGAGAUUCAAGGAACCCAACUUUUGAGCACGACAUUGGGAGUAAAAGAGUAUGUAGUGAGCGAGUUUAAGAAAUUGGAAGAAGAAGUUAUUCUCCCUAACAAGAAGCUUUUUCCUUCUCCUAUCACAAUAGAUGAUUUCUUUUGGGCAUUCGGUAUUCUCAGAUCAAGGGCAUUUUCACGCCUCCGUGCACAAAAUCUUGUUUUGAUCCCUCUUGUAGACUUUAUCAACCACAGCCAUAAAGUAACCUCUGAGGAACAUGCAUGGGAAGUCAAAGGACCAGCAGGCCUUUUCUCUUGGGACUAUUUGUUCUCUCUACGUAGCCCAAUUUCUGUUAAGGCUGGUGAGCAGGUUGUUAUACAAUAUGACAUAAACAAGAGCAACGCCGAGUUGGCUCUGGACUACGGAUUCAUUGACCCCUUGGAAGAACGCAAUGCAUAUACUCUGACACUAGAGAUAUCCGAGUCGGACCCAUUUUAUGGCGACAAGCUAGACAUUGCCGAGGCAAAUGGUUGGAGUGAGACUGCUUAUUUUGACAUUUUUUUUAACCGUCCACUUCCUCCUGCAAUGCUUCCUUAUCUGAGAUUGGUAGCACUUGGAGGCACCGAUGCUUUUCUCUUGGAAACCAUCUUCAGAAACUCUAUUUUGGGCCAUCUGGAGUAUCCUAUAAGCCAUGACAAUGAAGAGCUCAUAUGCCGAGUGGUACGAGACGCCUGCAAAUCUGCUCUCUCUGGUUAUAGCACCACGAUCGAAGAGGACGAGAAGUUAAAAGGAGGAAAACUGGAGUCCAGGCUUGAGAUAGCUGUUGGAAUAAGACAAGGGGAGAAAAAGGUACUGCUGCAAAUUGAUGGGAUGUUCAAGGAGAGAGAAUUGGAGCUUAAUGAAUUGGAAUAUUACCAAGAGAGGAGGCUCAAGGACCUCGGCCUUUGUGGGGAGCAAGGAGAUAUAAUCUUCUGGGAGCCAAAGUAGCCUUUGGAAAGAAAAGAGAAGAAAUUAGACUGGGUUAAGAAGCAGCACAAGCAUAAUCCAACUCUUUUAAUUGUUAGUUAAUAAUUUUGAAUAAUAUUUAAUAACAAAUAAACACAUCAAAUAUAUAAUUAAAUUAAUAGCUAAAUAUUAAUAUAAUUUAUUUUGUUAA
Molecule: messenger RNA, 1851 nt
Organism: Humulus lupulus (European hop)
Lineage: Eukaryota; Viridiplantae; Streptophyta; Magnoliopsida; Rosales; Cannabaceae
Product: ribulose-1,5 bisphosphate carboxylase/oxygenase large subunit N-methyltransferase, chloroplastic
Exons: 6
Coding region: 207-1682 (491 amino acids)
Biological process (GO): peptidyl-lysine monomethylation
Cellular component (GO): chloroplast
Molecular function (GO): protein-lysine N-methyltransferase activity; [ribulose-bisphosphate carboxylase]-lysine N-methyltransferase activity; protein binding
Source: RefSeq, a predicted model, not a curated record